Molecule: messenger RNA, 691 nt
Organism: Mus musculus (house mouse)
Lineage: Eukaryota; Metazoa; Chordata; Mammalia; Rodentia; Muridae
Gene: Cga
Product: glycoprotein hormones, alpha subunit
Exons: 4
Coding region: 98-460 (120 amino acids)
Biological process (GO): G protein-coupled receptor signaling pathway; positive regulation of steroid biosynthetic process
Cellular component (GO): follicle-stimulating hormone complex; signaling receptor complex; extracellular region
Molecular function (GO): follicle-stimulating hormone activity; hormone activity
Source: RefSeq, marked provisional
GCAGGCACUGAAAAAUCCAGAGACAUUGUUCCCCUCAGAUCGACAAUCACCUGCCCAGAACACAUCCCUCAAAAAGUCCAGAGCUUGCAGAAGAGCUAUGGAUUACUACAGAAAAUAUGCAGCUGUCAUUCUGGUCAUGCUGUCCAUGUUCCUGCAUAUUCUUCAUUCUCUUCCUGAUGGAGACUUUAUUAUUCAGGGUUGCCCAGAAUGUAAACUAAAGGAAAAUAAAUACUUCUCCAAGCUAGGAGCCCCCAUCUACCAGUGUAUGGGCUGUUGCUUCUCCAGGGCAUAUCCCACUCCCGCCAGGUCCAAGAAGACAAUGCUGGUUCCAAAGAAUAUUACCUCGGAGGCCACAUGCUGUGUGGCCAAAGCAUUUACUAAGGCCACAGUAAUGGGAAAUGCCAGAGUGGAGAAUCAUACGGAGUGCCACUGUAGCACUUGCUACUACCACAAGUCGUAGCUUCUGAGCGCGCAGAGGGCUGUGCUGACGGCUGCUGAGCCGAGCCAUUCAAUGGCGCUGUGUGUCACCACCUCCUCCCUACCAGACUUCUGACGCGCUUCAGUUACACACUGCCUCUUUACGGUUACAUCCCUUAUACUUCAGUACAAUCUGCAGUCUCUUCUCGUUAGGGAAAUAUGUAGUAUUUACCACGGUUCCGUCAGAAAUAAAGCCUUUUAAAUCAUCAAUCCC